Messenger RNA from Gekko japonicus, 3344 nucleotides. Its product is annotated as tumor necrosis factor receptor superfamily member 1A-like. Gene Ontology annotation, biological process: inflammatory response; signal transduction. The transcript has 10 exons. Lineage: Eukaryota; Metazoa; Chordata; Lepidosauria; Squamata; Gekkonidae. Gene Ontology annotation, molecular function: tumor necrosis factor binding; tumor necrosis factor receptor activity. Gene Ontology annotation, cellular component: signaling receptor complex; mitochondrion; membrane raft. The record is from RefSeq and is a predicted model, not a curated record. Bases 125 to 1426 code for a protein of 433 amino acids.
UGGAUUUGCCAGCCACGCAAGUUUCACUCUCUUCCCUUUUCGGAGCCUCUCGCUCGCGAGGGAGGCCUCUCCAAGGCCGACAUGGAGCCCGGCCGGCCGAUGUGAGCACCGGGCUGGCUGAACUAUGGUCUGGCUGGGGCUCUUCCCAGCCUUCGCAGCCACGGUCACAUUAAUCCUGAUUCAGAUGAAUACAGGGGAAUGCCUGGGAAUACACCCCAUCCCCAGUGACGUGCAUAGCCAUGGUGUACUUGCGGACAAGCGACCCUUCAUCCACCCCGGCAGCAGAGAAAGGAGGAACGUGAUGUGUAGGUCAGGGUACUACCCCCAUCCAAACAGAACUCACUGCUGCAUGCUAUGCCACAAAGGCAAUUACGUUGCUCAGCACUGCGUGAGCGAAGAUAUGACGCCCGACUGUACACCAUGCCCUGAGGGAUCCUUCACGGAUUGGGAAAAUUCUGCAGGAAAUUGUCGCGGGUGCCAACGCUGCUAUGCAAACUUGGGGCAGGUUGCAUUGACCAACUGCAGCAGGACCCAGGACACUGUCUGUGGCUGUCCCAGCAACCACUAUCGGACUAACGACAGCCCCGAGUUCUCCUGCAAACCCUGCAGCGCCUGUCACAACGGAACCAUCUUGAAAAAAUGUACCACGUCCAGCGAUACGGUCUGUAGGUGUCACAAAGGGUUUUUUCUGCAGACUCGGAAGAACAGCUGUUCACCGUGCAGCAGCUGCCAAGGGGAAGAGUGCAAACAAGACUGUGAUGUCACGUCCGAAAGCAUAUCGCCCCCGAACUCCCCAGACCUGCUGAGACCCAUCCUCGGCUGCCUGGUUGUCGUCUUCGCAGCUGCCUUCCUGUUGCUGGCAGUGAAGCAGCUCAUCAAGCAGCCCAUGCGGAAGAAGCUGAUCUCUACCUUCUGCGGCGCAGAGCAGCAGCCCUCACCAGACCCUCAGUUACCACAACCUGGGGGACAGGGGACUAGGAUCCCUGAGAAAUCAAACCAGGAAGAAACGCUGUUGCCGCCUAGAACCAUAGCAGUGUCACCAAACACACAAGGACUACCAGACAGUCUACAACAUAGAGGAGAGACUCAGAUUCCAGACUCUCCUGCAGUUUUGUAUGCCGUGAUAGACAACGUGCCAUUUUCCCAGUGGAAGGAAUUUGUACGCCACCUGGGACUGACUGAGAAUGACAUACUCAGGAUUCAGGUGGAGGAGUGGAACAUGCGAGACGCACAGUACAAGAUGUUAAGUUAUUGGAGGCAGCAGUCGGGCCAGUGCGCCACAAGGGAGCGCAUCCGCAGCGUCCUCCAGGAGAUGGAGCUGAGCGGCUGCAGUGAAGUGAUUCAGGAGGCGUGGUCGAGUCAGGCCAGCAGGCUCACGAGAGGGCCCCAAGAACGUGGUUCAGCCGUGCAUAUCUUUGUGUCCUGAUGGCUGCAGCGUCUCGGGUGUGAACGAGCCAUGGUGGAACUUUCCUGUUGCGCUGCAUCGCCUCCGAUAACAGUACUGCACGGUUCGCCUCUCCAGAAUUCUGAGCAGUCACCCCAUGAGCAUGCAUCUCUGUGUGGAACAGCCGUCAGCUCUUAUUGUGAUCCCUCCUCCUUCCUGACCUGGAUUUCUGACCCCGUUUUGCAUAUGUGGUUUCUCAAAAAUAUUGCAUAUGUAUAAUCCGAAAGGAGAUUAUUUUCGUAAAUUCCCUACCUCAUGGGACUUGUGUGAGAUGCCUGUUGAAGCAAUGCCGUUUCCGGCCUUCUUAUGCUCUCCUUUAAUCUGUUUGCAGCCAUCUCAGUCUCUCCCUCCCUCCCCUCCCUCAUUUUCCUUCUCCAUCUGGCUUUUAUCAACGAGGCUGAAGUUGGUUCCUGAUUCAUUCCUUAUUCCUUAUUCAUCCAGAAACAGUGAGAAGAGUUUGAAAGCGCUGAACCCCAAAAUAAGACUUGGACCCCCAAACCUCCGCACAGCAGGCAUAAUAGUCCUUCCAUCUCCACAGGGGUCCCUUGGAAUUGCGACCUGUAGGGAAGAGGCCGUUUCUAACCGAAAAUUUCAAGAACCCGCACCAAAUGAUACUUCCAAAGAUCUUGGGGUGGGGUGGGGGACAGCAGAACACUUCCGCUUGUACCGAACUAGGGUAAAUGUACUAAGUCCCAGCUUUCAUUUUCCAAACUGUAAGUCUCUAGCCUCUCCAUUUUGAAGUUGUAAGAGGAAAGGCGAAGGCUUGCUGUUGCCGCCUACACCCACACCAGGGCCACCAGCUUUAUUCUAAACCUCCUCCUCAGUCACCAGUACUGAAAGUCCAUUGCUAUGACUGCUUCACUGCUUCAAGAGUGAGCCAGUAUCACAGAGUCUAAUCAUCCAGAUCCCAAAAAAGUGCCUAGAAGGGAUUGGAGGUUCACGCCAUGGAGGUUUCCUUAGGCUGGCUGCAACACAUGUGCUUUGCAAGCCGAACGUUUGCAUUCGGUCCUUGGCGUCUCCCAUCCCAGAAUCCCAUAAAGCAGGCUGGAAAAAAGCUGUUGCCCAAGAUCCAGAAGAACCACUGCCAGUCAGACCAGGACCAAUGGACUGACCUGGGACAAGGACGCUUGAUGUAAUUCAGUGGUCCCAGAUGGUGCUGUUCAGUACUUUGUAUACAAAAAUACAGCCAAUGCUCCUGUCUCUGCGCCUGUAUAUAUGCAAGUUUGAGAAUGUGCAAGUUUGAGAAUAUGCAAGUAACGUUGCAACUUUUUGAUUGAUGUCGGACAGUUUUUUAAUACACAUAUUUUUUCAGUUCUAUGUAAACUGCCUUGGACAUGAAUUUAAUGGACAGACAAAAUGUAAAUCUUUGCAUUAAACAAGAUGGAGUGAGUGAGUCUCUUUGAUCCAAUGAAGGAGGAUGGAUGGGUACUCCGUUUAUGUUGUUGUGAAUCCAUCACUUCUGUGUGAAUGACAUGUACAACCACUACGUGAGGCUAUCCAGUUUGGCACCCAUGGAAUUGUUUUCUAGUACGUUCACUGGGGUGUGCACAAAAAAAAAAAUGCCUGUAUUUUUCGGCUUCGGGUAAAUCAGACCCAAAAAAUAUCGGUAAAUGCUGAAUUUCCCCAUUCCAGUACUGGUAAAGUAUUCGGAUUGGGGAAAUAUUUGGUAUUGCUGAGUAUAUUUGGGUCUCAUAUACAGCACCAGAGGGAAAGGAGGCAUGUUAACAUGCCUUCUUUCCCUCUGGUAGCCCCUAGAGAUUACCUUGUCAACUUCACUGCCUGCGAGUCAGCUGUGAGUGAUAUUGAAAAGGGAGAGCCGCUCUCUGCCUACCCUUCUCUAGCUGACAGCUGGAGAAGGGCAGGCAGGGAGCCCAGGCAUGUUUAAAAUGCCGCUCUUUCC